Messenger RNA from Colius striatus (speckled mousebird), 2114 nucleotides. It is a transcript of the gene CCDC9, whose product is annotated as coiled-coil domain containing 9. NCBI's taxonomy places the organism in Eukaryota, Metazoa, Chordata, Aves, Coliiformes, Coliidae. The coding region runs from base 83 to 2029 and encodes 648 amino acids. The transcript is spliced from 14 exons. The record is from RefSeq and is a predicted model, not a curated record.
CGCGGGCCCGGGCGGAAGCGGAAGUGGGGGGGCGGGCUCGCGGCGGGGCCGGGUGUGGGGCCUGGACGCUGCCGCCGCCGCCAUGGCAGCUGCCCUGGACCUGAGGUCGAAGGAGGAGAAGGACGCGGAGCUGGACAAACGCAUCGAGGCGCUGCGCAAGAAGAACGAGGCUCUGAUCAAACGUUACCAGGAGAUCGAGGAGGACAGGAAGAGGGCAGAAGAGGAGGGGGUGGCUGUGACAGCGCUGCGCCGGGCACGACCAGCCCCUGACACCAAACAGGACAAGAGAUGGGUGGGCAAGAACCUGGCUGUGACUGUCCAGCUUGUGCCUUCCCCUGGGGAGAAGCGUGUGGCCAAGGAGAAGAAGCACUUGGGGACCCCCAAAGCAGCUCAUGGCCACUCCCCUCGUGGCUCAGGGUACCCCAAACAUCCCCCACGAGGGGAUGAGCCCCCAGAGCCCUUUUUAGGGGUGAGCCCAGGGGAACGUGGGGGCCGUGGCCAGCGGCAGCAGAGCCGAGGCUUCGGCACCACGGCGCCGGCGGCUGAGAGUGGCCCAGACAGAAAGUCCAAGAAGGAGCUGUUUUGUCCUCCCCAGGAGUGGGAAGAGAGAAGGAGGCAGAACAUUGAGAAGAUGAACGAGGAGAUGGAGAAGAUCGCGGAGUAUGAGAAGAACCAAAGGGAUGGGCUCCACGAGAAGAACCCCGUGAGGAACUUCUUGGAUGACCCAAGUCGCUCGGGACCCGUCGCCGCUGCCCAACGGCGCCAGGGGAGUCGCCGCCACGGCCGCAACUGGGGGGGACCCGACUUUGCCAAGGUCAAAACUGGCCUGGAAAGGGAUCAAACCUGGCAGGGCCAAGGACGUCGCUGCAAAGCCAAAGCUGGGGUGGGAUCUUUGGACAUGACACUGUCCAUGACUGGUAGAGAAAGAGCUGAAUACAUGAGGUGGAAGAAAGAAAGAGAAGAGAUUGACCAGGAGAGGUUGGCAAGACACAGAAAACCCGGCGGGGAGUGGCGAAGGGAGUGGGACGCCGAGAAACCCGACAGCAUGUUCAAAGAAGGUUUUGUGCCCCCUCCCAGCCUGGAGACGAGGGGGGAGGAUGAAAGCAGGCGCCCUCCCCCCAAACCUUUGACUUUUGGGGAGUUUCUCGCUCCUCAUCGUGGCCAGAGAAGGAAACGAGGCCGUGGGCACAGCCAGGGCUCAGGGCCCAAAGCCUAUAGCAUGCAUGAUGACCGGUGGGAGCAGGAGAAGGAGGCAGCAGAAGGAGCUCAGGGGCAGAAGGUGGAGGAAGCAACAGGCAGAGCCAUCACAGAGCCCCCUCCCUCCCCCAGCAGCCCUGAGGAGGAUGAGGAUCAGUGGGAGGAUGUGAGUGAGGAGGAAGAAGAAGAAGAAGAGGAAGAGGAGGAGGAAGAGGAAGAAGGUGGCAGCCCCAACUCAUGGAGCCAGGCUGGAGCACCCCUCAGUGCGUCCCCCAAAGCCCCCAAAGCCAGGCAGGCUCCAAGUCCCAAAGCUGAGGGGGGAAAGGGGGGGGGUCCCAAGAGUCCCCCCAGCCCCUUUUCCCCCCUGGGGGGUCACCAGCCUGUCUGGGACUGGGGUGAGGAGAUGGAGCUGGGGGACAGUCCCCUGGCAGGUGCCACUGUCCCCAGAGCCAGAGGGGCCUCUGCAGAGACUCCAGGGUUGAGCCCUGUGGAGGUUGCUGAGACCCCCAAGAAGGGGCAAAGCCCCCCAGAGCCCACCCAAGGGGAAGAGCUGAGGCCAAGCACGGAGCAAGAAGCGUUGGAGAAGGUUGAGGAGGUGGCUCAGAGCCCAGCAGAGGACACAGAACCAGGACCCUCAGCCCCAGCCCAAGCCUCCCACCCCCCCUCAGACGGGGCCCCAGGCUCCGUGGAGAUCAGCAGCUUCCAGCGGGCUCCUGCUGACCCCCCACGAAAGCUCCUCGGAUCUGUCGCCUCUCUUCCCUGUUUGGAACCAGCAGACGGCCAGCGCUGGGCUCCCACCGUCCCUCCGUCACCCGGCUCCCUCCCGCUCUGACCGUUGCUGUGAGCUGCCAGGACCAAAGCUGGGGAGGGUUGGCCAUCACCCUUCCUCAUGCUGGAGGGAGAGAAGAGAGGGAGGG